Hibiscus syriacus is the source of this 1059-nucleotide messenger RNA. RefSeq lists its product as uncharacterized. The transcript has 4 exons. Bases 1 to 1059 code for a protein of 352 amino acids. The record is from RefSeq and is a predicted model, not a curated record. NCBI's taxonomy places the organism in Eukaryota, Viridiplantae, Streptophyta, Magnoliopsida, Malvales, Malvaceae.
AUGGCGAUGGACAAGGGAAAGCAGAUUACACGUUAUGAUUUGCAUGAGCAUCCCUUGGUGUUGGUUGAAGCGCCAGACAAUGAGAAUGAGAAUGGUCUUUUGCUGUGUGUGUGCGGGGAAGUGAUAUCAGCUUCAAUCUUUAGUUGUGUACUCUGCAACUUUCACCUCCAUCCGGAAUGUGCCCAAAUACCCCAGAGCAUUAUCCCACACCCUUUGCAUCCCCAACACGGUUUUCUUUCGUUCGAAUCACCACCAGAGCUGCCGUUUUGUCUCUGCGCCAAAUGUGCUGUGUCAUCUUGGAAUUUGAUUGACAGAGAAAACGAGUCUAAAUCUGAGUUCAAAGAUGAUGGCCACCAACUUCCCUUCAUCUUCCUCCAAAACCAUAAAGAUGAACUCAAAAGAGCCUAUUGCUCAUGGUGUCAAGAAUCCUUAAUAGGUCCCAUUUAUGUUUCUGUUGGUUGUAAGGUUAAACUUCAUCCAAAAUGUUUUCAUAACUUACCCACACAAAUUGCUCAGCCUUGCCACCGUUUACACCCUCUCCUUUUUCACUUUGAGAAAAUCAAGUUCUUUUGUGAAGUCUGCCAAAAGGAUGACGAUGAUAAUCUUGUAUAUCGUUGUUUGGCUUGCAAGUUUGAUAUUCAUCUUGAAUGCAUUCGGCCUAGACCUAUUAUUGAAGCUAACAUGAAUCAUGACCACAAGUUCAACUUGCUUCGUAGAAAUAAUCCAUUCAUUUGUGAUGCAUGUGGCACCAUUGAUUGCACUUGUGUGGUUCAUGUGAAAUGUGUGUUGGAGGAUGAUUCCUUGUACACCAUAAUUGAUCAAGAAGAUGGGGAUAGGGAUGAUGCUACGGAUUCUUCUUCCAGCAUCCGUGUCAUCAAGGUGAAUGAGCUUGGCGAAGCUACUGAGAGAGGUGUUAUAUGGAGGUUGAGGAAGGGGAAAAGGCAUAGAACCGGGGAGGGAAUCCAGGUAGAGGGGAAAAAACCAAGCAAAGGCGCGUUUUGUAUGAAGCAUCUUCGUCAAGUCAGCGUAGAGUGCGUUCCACAGGUGCAUCUCAUGUGA